UAAACAAUGAAUAUUUCAAUCCCUCAUUAACUAUGAUAGUCGAGUCAGAAUUCGCAACCCUGUGCCCAACGAUUGUUGCGUGUUGACGUGAUCAUGUUACGUUCGUGCUCAAUCUCUCUAAGAGCAUGAACCCACCAACCAAGUACAGUGGUGUAUGCUCCAAGAUCCAUCCUUCUGUCCCAAUUUCCCACUCUCCACCAGCGACCGCCUUGCAUUCGACCGAUUCGACCCUAAAGAAAAGAGGGCCCUUCAGACAGGCUCGCUCAAGAAGAAGAAGACCAUUUGACUGGCGCCACCACUGAAGCAAGCCCAACCAAUUUCUGUGGAGCCUUAAACAAACUAACGGUCAUUGCCAUUAGUAGACACUGGCACUAUGACCACGAAAUUGGUCAAAUUGCUGUCCCAUCCACUCGAAUCCAUGGCUAUGGAACCGUCUACGGCCCAGAAUGACAGGCCUCCCGCUCCACCCGCUCCGCCCGCCGUGAUUCUGGCCUCCUCGUCUCCAUUUCGUCGGAAUCUGAUGCGCUUGCACUUUCCGGAUUUGUUCUAUUCUCAAGCGGUGGCUUUCCUCACGCCCGAAGUGGAUGAAAGAGCCAUUGGGCGUGACCUCGAGCCCGAGGCCAUGUGUCAAAAGGUGGCCGAGGCCAAAAUGGACUGGAUCUUGGCCAACAAGGAGGCUGAGUUGGUGGGUGCCCAGAUCUUGAUCACUUGCGAUAUGGUGGUCAAAUACCGAGGCCAAGCUUUGGAAAAACCCACGUCCGAUAUAGAAGCGCGGGCGUUUCUGCAAAACUAUCGCGAUCAUCCGUCCGAACCCGUUUUUUGCAUCAAUGGCAUUGUGUUACGUGACCUGACCUUGGGCCUCCAAGAAAGUGUGGUCGAGGUGAGCUCGUUGUUUUUCCUACCAUUUGGCGAUGAGGCCAUUCAAGAGAUGAUCGAGGAUGGAAGCGCCUUGCAAAUGGCGGGCGCAUUUUCCAUGGAUCAUCCGGCUAUGGGCAAAUAUAUCACAGGCUUAAAUGGCUCACCCACGGCCGUGGAGGGCUUGCCAGUGGAACUGCUUCGUCAGAAAUUGAUGGCCUGGCAGCCUUCACUACCGUGUCAAUUAAAAAUUCUGGGCGCCAUCAAAUGUGUCAUCUUUGAUAUGGAUGGCUUGAUCUUGGACACGGAACGAUGGUACAGUUUAGCCCAGCAACAAAUCCUGGACCGCUUUGAGAUUAAGUUCACCUAUGACGUGAAAGCCAAAAUAAUGGGUCGAAAAUCAUUGGACGCGGCCAAUGUGAUGAUUGAUCACUACGGCUUAAAAGGCCGCUUGGAUCCGGAAGAAUUUAUUCGCGAGCGGGAAGAGAUCCUGGACCAGAUGUUCCCUAAAAGUGAAAUUAUGGCCGGAGUUCAACGGCUUUUGGUUCACUUGCGAAAAAACAAUGUGCCCAUGGCCAUUGCGACAAGCAGUCACAUUCGACACUACACCAUCAAGACGCAGCUCCAUGGUGAGCUCUUUGGGAAAGUGUUCCAUCAUGUGGUGACUGGCGAUCAAGUGAAAGAGAGCAAACCUCAUCCUGAGAUCUUUUUGAAAGCGCUGGACCAAUUCCAUCGCAAAGAUAUAUCACCGCAAGAAGUCCUUGUUCUUGAGGAUGCACCUUUGGGUGUGCUGGCAGCCCAAAGAGCCAAAAUGAAUGUGGUACAAGUGUCUUCCGUCGAAUCCGCUGAGGUCAAGCCGAAUCAGCUCAUCCCAACCAUGUGGCAUUUCUGCCCUGAACAGUGGGGAUUGCCCAAGUUUGACUGAAAUAUAAUUCAAGCGAUCCUCAAUCGUAUUUGUCGAGGAACUUUUGUCUCCUGCCAUCGAUUCGUUUUAAUGUCUAAAUAUUACCACUUCUAG
Tigriopus californicus is the source of this 1873-nucleotide messenger RNA. RefSeq lists its product as uncharacterized. The transcript has a single exon. Lineage: Eukaryota; Metazoa; Arthropoda; Copepoda; Harpacticoida; Harpacticidae. The record is from RefSeq and is a predicted model, not a curated record. The coding region runs from base 374 to 1780 and encodes 468 amino acids. Gene Ontology annotation, molecular function: phosphatase activity; nucleoside triphosphate diphosphatase activity.